AUGUCCAAACCAGCGGCGGUUGGCAUCGACCUGGGUACGACCUACUCGUGCGUCGGGGUCUUUCAGAACGGGAAGGUCGAAAUUAUCGCCAACGAUCAAGGGAAUCGCACCAUGCCGAGCUACGUUGCGUUCACAGACACUGAGAGGUUAAUCGGCGAUUCCGCCAUGAAUCAAGUAGCAAUGAAUCCUACCAACACGAUCUUUGAUGCGAAGAGACUGAUUGGCAGACGCUACGAUGAUCCAUCAGUCCACUCCGACAUGAAACAUUGGCCGUUCGUCGUUGUUAAUGACGCUGGAAGGCCGAAAAUUCGCGUCCAGUACAAAGGCGAGGCGAAAUCUUUCUUUCCCGAGGAGAUCUCGUCGAUGGUUUUGACGAAAAUGAAGGAAACGGCGGAAGCUUAUUUAGGGAAGACCAUCACGAACGCCGUGAUUACGGUACCAGCGUACUUCAACGACUCUCAGCGUCAGGCUACCAAGGACGCUGGCACUAUCUCCGGCUUGAAUGUCCUGAGGAUCAUUAACGAGCCGACUGCCGCGGCUAUUGCUUACGGCCUCGACAAAAAGGGACGCGGUGAAAGGAACGUUCUGAUCUUCGAUCUCGGCGGCGGUACUUUCGACGUAUCGAUACUGACUAUCAACGAUGGCAUAUUCGAGGUUAAGGCAACAGCCGGUGACACCCACCUGGGAGGCGAGGACUUCGACAGUCGUAUGGUGACACACUUCGCGGAAGAGUUCUCGAAAAAGUUCAAGAAAGACCUGACGAAGAACAAGCGGGCGGUCCGUCGGCUGCGAACGGCGUGCGAGCGCGCGAAGAGAACCCUGUCGUCGUCGACGCAGGCGAACAUCGAAAUCGACUCGCUCCUCGAAGGGAUCGACUUUUACACGUCGAUCACCCGCGCCCGUUUCGAGGAGCUGAACCAAGAUCUCUUCAAGAACACAUUGCAGCCUGUCGAGGAGGCUCUGCGCGACGCCAAGAUGGAGAAAUCGCAGAUACACGAAAUAGUGCUCGUCGGAGGCUCAACCAGAAUCCCGCGGAUACAACGGCUUCUUCAGGAUUUGUUUAACGGAAAGGAGCUCAAUAAAUCGAUAAACGCGGACGAAGCUGUGGCUUACGGCGCGGCCGUGCAGGCGGCCAUAUUGCAGGGUGACAAUUCCGAGACGGUCCAGGACUUGCUGCUCCUGGACGUGACUCCGCUCUCCCUCGGCAUAGAAACGGCUGGCGGAGUGAUGACCGCUCUAAUCAAACGCAAUACCACGAUCCCGACCAAGCAGACGCAGACUUUCACUACCUAUUCGGAUAAUCAGUCGAGCGUUCUGAUCCAGGUGUACGAGGGCGAGAGGGCGAUGACCAAGGACAACAACCUCCUGGGAAAAUUCGAGCUUUCUGGGAUCCCGCCGGCAUUUCGCGGCAUACCUCAAAUUGAGGUGACCUUCGACAUCGACGCCAACGGUAUCCUAAACGUCUCAGCGAUCGAGAAGUCGACGUACAAGGAGAACAAGAUUACGAUAACCAACGACAAGGGUCGUCUCAGCAAGGAGGACAUAGAACGGAUGGUGCACGAGGCGGAAAGAUACCACACGGAGGACGAGUCGCAGAGAGACAGGAUCGUGGCGAAGAACAACCUCGAGUCCUAUUGCUACAAUAUGAAGAACGCCGUAGAGGAAGAGAAGAUCAAGAAGCAGAUCACGGAAAACGACCGGAAACGCAUCGCCGAUAAGUGCAACCACAUCAUUAAAUGGAUGGACAGCAACGAGACUGCUACGAAAGAGGAGUACGUUGCUCAGUUGAAAGAAGCCGAAAAGGUUUGCAGCCCACUCUUGAGACAGUUUGUCAGG
Molecule: messenger RNA, 1836 nt
Organism: Colletes gigas
Lineage: Eukaryota; Metazoa; Arthropoda; Insecta; Hymenoptera; Colletidae
Product: heat shock cognate 71 kDa protein-like
Exons: 8
Biological process (GO): vesicle-mediated transport; protein refolding; cellular response to unfolded protein
Cellular component (GO): cytoplasm; plasma membrane; cytosol
Molecular function (GO): ATP binding; heat shock protein binding; misfolded protein binding
Source: RefSeq, a predicted model, not a curated record